CUGUACGUAUUUCUUCGCCGUGCCCCCUUCCUCCGGUUAGGACUUGAGACCAAACACCUUCAGGGUCUACAGGAGUCUCUUGGUCGUGCGACUCGUAUAACCUGGGACCGAGCCCUCCUUCGUGGUCUCCGCGAGGCCCGACGUCUGCUCACUCAGGGCCUCGCUUUCAACGAGAAUUCCGCCUUUCUCUUGCUGGAGCUGCUCAAGUGUGAAGCCUCUGCCGCAGACUUCUUCCGGGAGCGUGUCAUUCUACGACGUCAGCAAGCUAGCGCUGAACCCGCGGUGGAGACAUCGUCCUCCCGGAAAGAUGGGAGUGCUAUUCGGUCACAGCAGACGGACAGGGAUGACGCCAUCGCCUUUCUUUCUGAACUAACUGAGGACAUCGACUUCAUCGUUGAGGGUGGAGCUGUCAAGUUGGUCGCAGAACAGUUUCUCACGCUUCCGGACAUUGACUCGGAGACUCUGUCAUCAGCCCUUCAAGUGAUUAGGUCGAUUGCUAACCUAGUUGGCAAGGACCUGAUUGCAAAAAUAUCUUCCCGGCUGGACGAACUGAAAGAGCAGGAAGAAGCCGAGCAAAACAGAGCUAAACAACAGCAAGAGGAACAGUUGGAAUCCCUUAUCGACGGCUUUUGCCUCCCCCCAUUCUUCGUUAGCGGGCGCAAUGACCCCGAAUUCGUCCCUCACGUGUCAGCUGUUGAUAAGAAGGCCAUGCGAGUGAACGCCACUGUAGUUUUCAUCAUUGACAGUCACUGUUGCCGGUCAUUGUCGAAGAAGGUUCGCCGAGGACUGACGCGGGAGUACCUGAUCAGCCAGCAAGUAAUUAUAUGUGGCAGGGGCUGCCUGGUAGAUACGCCGGCCUAA
Dibothriocephalus latus is the source of this 861-nucleotide messenger RNA. Lineage: Eukaryota; Metazoa; Platyhelminthes; Cestoda; Diphyllobothriidea; Diphyllobothriidae. The record is from the annotation of a GenBank genome assembly.